AUGGCAACCACCGACGUGAACGAGGACAAUGUGGCGCUGACCGUCAAGGGUCCUAGCGCUCUGAAGCUCACAGUCCAUGUUACGCUGGACAUGACCGUUCUGCAGCUCAAGCAGAAGAUUGAGGAGGCGGACAACGCAUUUCCGAAGGAGAGCCAGCGUCUUAUCUACAGUGGCAAGGUCCUGAAGGAUGAAGAGACGCUCGAGUCCUACAAGGUCCAGAAUGGCCACACCGUCCAUAUGGUGCGCUCCGCAGCGCGCCCCAGUGCGCCAAGCAGCGGUGCGCCGAGCACCCCGGCCGCGGACCCUGCCGCGGCGUCGCGCGCGGCCGAGUCGCAAGGCAUCCCCUCGAGCUUCGCGGCGGGCCAGCAGUUUACCAACAACCCCCUCUCGGCGCUGAACCGGGCCGACUAUGCCGGGCCGCAGAUGGCGAGCCUGAUGAACGACGCCGGGGGCAUGUUUGGCAACUUUGGCGGAAUGAACCCUCGCGACCCGAAUGUCAUGAUGGGCAUGAUGCAGAACCCCGAGUUUCUGCGGCAUAUGCGCGACAUGCUCGGCCAACCGGAAGUGGUCGACCAGAUCAUUGCAAGCAACCCCCAGAUGCAGGCGAUGGGGCCGCAGAUGCGUGAAAUGCUGCGCUCGGAGCAGUUCCGCGAGAUGAUUACCAACCCCGAGCACAUUCAACGCAUGGCGCAGCUGUCGCAGCAGAUGGGCGGCCUCGGCGCGCCUGGCGCUGCGUGGCCCCCACCUGGUGCGUUUGGGCAAGGCGAGAGCACGGGCGAAAAUGGCAGCCGCGGUACAGAGUCGGGCAACGCGCCACCGAACCCCCUGGCAGGCCUCGGCGGCCUCGGCGGUCUCGGUGGCCUCGGUGGGCUCGGCGGUGCCGGUGGUGCCGGCGGUGCCGGUGGUGCCGGCGGCGACCCGAUGGCAAGCCUUGCGCAGCUGCAGCAGCUCCUCGGCCAGCCUGGUGCCGGCGCAGGUGCGAAUCCCUUUGCGGGCCUCGGUGGAGCCAACGCCGCGCCCGCCGACAGCCGCCCGCCGGAGGAGCGCUUCGCGACGCAGCUCGAGCAGUUGCAAGGGAUGGGUUUCUACGAUGCGAGUGCCAACAUCCGUGCGCUGCUGCUCAGCGGCGGCAGUGUCGAAGGCGCGGUUGGUGUGCUGCUCGGCAACUAG
This is a messenger RNA of Malassezia japonica, 1170 nucleotides long. RefSeq lists its product as uncharacterized. Gene Ontology annotation, biological process: ubiquitin-dependent protein catabolic process. The transcript is spliced from 4 exons. Gene Ontology annotation, molecular function: polyubiquitin modification-dependent protein binding. Gene Ontology annotation, cellular component: cytosol. Bases 1 to 1170 code for a protein of 389 amino acids. The record is from RefSeq and is a predicted model, not a curated record. NCBI's taxonomy places the organism in Eukaryota, Fungi, Basidiomycota, Malasseziomycetes, Malasseziales, Malasseziaceae.